AUGGAUUGUCACAUCUCCAUCCUCCUCCUUCUCAUCUGCUCUGCCCUCAGCUGCUUUGGGGAACUGAUUCUCCAUCCUACCAACGAAGUUAAUCUGCUGGAUUCAAAAGCAAUUCAAGGGGAGCUGGGCUGGAUCUCCUACCCAUCACAUGGGUGGGAAGAAAUUAGUGGAGUUGAUGAACAUUAUACACCAAUCAGAACUUACCAGGUAUGCAAUGUUAUGGAUCACAGUCAGAACAACUGGCUGAGAACAAACUGGAUUCCACGCAACUCAGCUCAGAAAAUCUAUGUGGAGCUCAAGUUUACCUUGAGGGACUGUAAUAGCAUCCCUCUGGUUCUGGGCACUUGCAAAGAGACCUUCAAUCUCUAUUAUAUGGAGUCUGAUGAUGACCAUUCGGUCAAGUUCAGAGAACAUCAGUUUACAAAGAUUGACACCAUUGCAGCUGAUGAGAGCUUCACUCAAAUGGAUCUUGGGGAUCGAAUUCUCAAGCUCAAUACUGAAGUUCGUGAGGUGGGACCUGUCAGCAGGAAAGGUUUUUACCUGGCUUUUCAAGAUGUGGGUGCAUGUGUUGCCUUAGUAUCAGUGAGAGUGUACUUCAAGAAGUGCCCUUUCACUGUAAAAAACCUGGCCAUGUUUCCAGAUACAGUACCUAUGGACUCACAGUCAUUGGUGGAAGUGCAAGGUUCUUGUGUCAAUCACUCCAAGGAGGAAGACCCACCCAAGAUGUAUUGCAGUACAGAAGGCGAAUGGCUAGUGCCCAUCGGAAAGUGUUUGUGUAAUGCUGGCUAUGAAGAAAGAGGCUAUGAAUGCCAAGCAUGCCGACCUGGGUUCUACAAGGCCUUUGCUGGUAAUGUGAAGUGUGCCAAAUGCCCACCUCACAGCUCUACCUACGAAGAUGGUUCUGUGAACUGCAGGUGUGAGAAGAAUUACUUUCGAUCUGAGAGAGACCCUCCAUCCAUGGCUUGCACCAGACCUCCAUCUGCACCAAGAAACGUUAUCUCUAAUAUCAACGAGACAUCAGUUAUCCUAGAUUGGAGCUGGCCCCUUGACGCAGGAGGCCGGAAAGAUGUCACCUUCAACAUCAUUUGCAAAAAAUGUGGGGGAAACAUCAAGUUGUGUGAACCGUGUAGCGCCAACGUGCGCUUCUUACCCCGUCAGAUUGGACUCACCAACACCACGGUGACCGUAGUAGACCUCCUGGCACACACCAACUACACGUUUGAGAUUGAUGCAGUCAAUGGGGUGUCCGACUUGAGUACAUUCUCAAGGCAAUUUGCCGCAGUCAGCAUCACAACUAAUCAGGCUGCCCCAUCCCCCAUCACAAUAAUUAGGAAAGACCGGACAUCCCGAAAUAGUGUCUCUCUGUCUUGGCAAGAACCCGAGCAGCCUAACGGCAUCAUCUUGGACUACGAGGUCAAGUACUACGAAAAGCAGGAACAAGAGACAAGUUAUACUAUUCUGAGAGCGAGAGGCACCAACGUUACCAUCAGUGGCCUCAAACCUGAUAGCACCUACGUCUUCCAAAUCCGAGCCCGGACAGCAGCUGGAUAUGGAACAAACAGCCGCAAAUUUGAGUUUGAAACCAGUCCAGAUUCAUUCUCCAUCUCCAGCGAAAAUAGCCAGGUUGUAAUGAUUGCCAUUUCAGCUGCCGUAGCAAUUAUUCUCCUCACAGUCGUGGUGUACGUCCUGAUUGGGAGAUUCUGUGGCUAUAACAAAUCUAAACAUGGUGCUGAUGAGAAGAGGCUGCAUUUUGGUAAUGGACAUUUAAAACUCCCAGGUCUCAGAACUUAUGUAGAUCCACAUACGUACGAGGACCCCAAUCAGGCUGUCCAUGAAUUUGCCAAGGAACUAGACGCUACCAGUAUAUCAAUUGAUAAAGUUGUCGGAGCAGGUGAAUUUGGAGAAGUGUGCAGUGGGCGCCUCAAGCUUCCUUCUAAAAAGGAAAUUUCAGUGGCAAUCAAAACCCUGAAAGUUGGCUACACCGAAAAGCAGAGAAGAGAUUUCUUGGGGGAGGCGAGCAUCAUGGGACAGUUUGACCAUCCUAACAUCAUUCGUCUCGAGGGAGUUGUCACCAAAAGUAAACCAGUUAUGAUUGUUACUGAGUAUAUGGAGAAUGGCUCUCUGGACAGCUUCCUUCGAAAACAUGAUGCUCAGUUCACAGUCAUCCAGCUAGUGGGCAUGCUACGAGGGAUAGCAUCUGGCAUGAAGUACUUGUCAGAUAUGGGUUAUGUCCAUCGUGACCUAGCUGCCCGUAACAUCCUCAUCAAUAGUAAUCUGGUGUGCAAAGUCUCGGAUUUUGGCCUCUCUCGUGUAUUGGAGGAUGACCCAGAAGCUGCUUACACAACCAGAGGUGGGAAGAUUCCAAUCCGAUGGACAUCGCCAGAAGCCAUUGCAUACCGCAAGUUCACAUCAGCCAGUGAUGCAUGGAGCUAUGGGAUUGUCCUCUGGGAGGUGAUGUCCUAUGGAGAGAGACCGUACUGGGAGAUGUCCAAUCAGGACGUAAUCAAGGCUGUGGAUGAAGGGUACCGCUUACCACCUCCUAUGGACUGCUCAGCUGCCUUGUAUCAGUUGAUGCUGGACUGUUGGCAGAAAGACAGAAACAACAGACCCAAGUUUGAGCAGAUUGUCAGCAUCCUGGACAAGCUGAUCCGUAAUCCCAGCAGUCUGAAAAUAAUCACCAAUGCGGCUGCAAGGCCAUCAAAUCUUCUCCUGGACCAAAGCAACAUUGACAUCUCAGCCUUCCGCACGACAGAUGACUGGCUCAACGGGUUUCGGACAGGACAGUGCAAGGACAUCUUCACAGGGGUGGAAUACAGUUCAUGUGACACAAUAGCCAAGAUUUCCAUAGAUGAUAUGAAGAAGGUUGGUGUUACUGUUGUUGGGCCUCAGAAGAAGAUUAUUAGCAGUAUUAAAGCGCUAGAAAAUCAUACAAAGAAUGGCCCUGUUCCUGUGUAA
Molecule: messenger RNA, 2955 nt
Organism: Emys orbicularis (European pond turtle)
Lineage: Eukaryota; Metazoa; Chordata; Testudines; Emydidae
Gene: EPHA3
Product: EPH receptor A3
Exons: 17
Coding region: 1-2955 (984 amino acids)
Biological process (GO): ephrin receptor signaling pathway; axon guidance; protein phosphorylation
Cellular component (GO): dendrite; plasma membrane
Molecular function (GO): transmembrane-ephrin receptor activity; ATP binding; protein binding
Source: RefSeq, a predicted model, not a curated record